Molecule: messenger RNA, 1107 nt
Organism: Linnemannia hyalina
Lineage: Eukaryota; Fungi; Mortierellomycota; Mortierellomycetes; Mortierellales; Mortierellaceae
Source: the annotation of a GenBank genome assembly
AUGGCCACUACCAUUCCCUCCAACCCUGCCGCCGCGACCCAAGUCUCCAAGACCCUCACCGCCGACGCCCAGAUCGAAGCCAGUCUGGCUGCCAAACUCGACAACCUUAAGCUCGCCGAACAAAUGGAGCCCCUCCUCAAACCCAACCCCCGUCGCUUCGUCCUCUUCCCCAUCAAGUUCCACGAAGUCUGGCAGAUGUACAAAAAGGCCGAAGCCUCCUUCUGGACCGCCGAAGAAGUCGACCUCUCUAAGGACAUGCAUGACUGGGAGAACCGACUCAAUGCCGACGAGCGGUACUUCAUCUCACACAUCUUGGCCUUCUUUGCGGCAAGUGAUGGGAUUGUGAAUGAGAACUUGUUGGAGCGGUUUUCGAAUGAGGUGCAGAUUCCUGAAGCGAGAUGCUUUUAUGGUUUCCAAAUCAUGAUUGAGAAUGUUCAUUCAGAGAUGUACUCGUUGUUGAUUGACACCUAUGUCAAAGAGCCUGCACAGCGUGACCAUCUCUUUGAUGCUAUUGACACCAUCCCAUGCAUCCGCAAGAAGGCAGCCUGGGCACUGCGCUGGAUCUCCGACGAUAACUCAACCUUUGCCGAACGCCUCGUCGCCUUCGCAGCCGUCGAAGGAAUCUUCUUCUCUGGUUCCUUCGCCUCCAUCUUUUGGCUCAAGAAACGCGGUCUCAUGCCCGGCCUCACCUUCUCCAACGAACUGAUCUCCCGCGACGAGGGCCUUCACACCGAUUUCGCCUGCCUCCUCUUCUCCCUCCUCCAGAACACCCGUCCCGACAAGAAGCGUGUCAACGCCAUCAUUACUGAGGCUGUGAGAAUCGAGCAGGAGUUCUUGACGGAUGCCCUGCCCGUGAUGUUGAUUGGAAUGAACGCCAAGCUCAUGCAGCAGUACAUCGAGUUUGUGGCUGAUCGUCUGUUGGUGGCCUUGGGUAACCCCAAGCAUUACAAUGUUGAGAACCCGUUCGAUUUCAUGGACUUGAUUUCGUUGCAGGGCAAGACCAACUUUUUCGAGAAGCGCGUUUCGGAUUACCAGAAGGCUGGUGUCAUGUCGGGCGCUGGUGCUGACAAGGCCGUCAACAACUUUACCCUUGACGCCGACUUUUAA